UUCCUCUACGCUCAGUUCGGUCUGUGUCUCCUCUUUCAAAGGGUGCAAGAGUGUGAACAACUCGUCCAACAAAGCAUGUUACACUGCAGACAUGACUUGUCCGUCGGAAAGCGAGAAAAUGGUGAUAAACUGCGGGGGGAUGCGGCAUGAAACCUAUCGAAGCACACUAAAAACGUUGCCCGGUACCCGCUUAUCUUGGCUUACCGAGUCAGACGCCUUUAGGAACUUCGAUUACGACCACAGAAACGACGAGUUCUUCUUCGAUCGCCACCCAUCCGUCUUUUCAUUCAUCCUCAACUAUUACCGCACAGGGAAGUUGCACUGUCCGAAAGAUGUGUGCGGCCCGCUGUUCGAAGAGGAGCUGGCAUUCUGGGGCAUCGAUGAGACGGACGUGGAGGCGUGUUGCUGGAUGAAUUACCGCCAGCACAGGGACGCAGAGGAGGCGUUGGACAGUUUUGAGAAUCCCGAACCGGAGUUGGCAGAGGAUGACCCAGCGCUACCAGGACAUGAAUGGGACAUGAAAAGACUGUGCUUGCAUGAGGACGGAAGGAAAAAGACUUGGUGGGAAAUCUGGCGGCCCAGAAUGUGGGCUCUUUUUGAAGACCCCUAUUCCUCAAAAUAUGCCCGGUACUGCGCAUUCGUCUCCCUUCUGUUCAUCCUCAUCUCCAUCUCCACCUUCUGCAUGGAGACGCACGAGGCCUUCAACACCAUCUACAACAAGACGGAGAACGUGACGGAGGGAAACGUGACACGCGAGGUGAUUGUCUACGAGGUGGUGACCGACAGCUGGCUUACGUACGUGGAGGGCAUGUGCGUCAUCUGGUUCACCAUUGAGGUGAUGGCACGCGUGGUCUUCUGCCCGGAUAAGGUCGAGUUCUUCAGGAGCACCCUCAACAUCAUCGACUUCAUUGCCAUUAUGCCCUUCUACCUGGAGGUGGGGCUGAGCGGCCUGUCCUCCAAAGCCGCCAAGGACGUAUUGGGGUUCCUGCGUGUGGUCCGCUUCGUGCGCAUCCUGCGUAUCUUCAAGCUGACCCGCCACUUCGUGGGACUUCGCGUCCUGGGCCACACGCUCCGCGCCAGCACCAAUGAGUUCCUCCUGCUCAUCAUCUUCCUUGCUCUCGGAGUGCUCAUCUUCGCAACCAUGAUCUACUAUGCCGAGCGCAUCGGCGCAGACCCCGACGACCCUACGGCUGCCAAACACACAAACUUCAAGAACAUCCCCAUUGGCUUCUGGUGGGCUGUGGUCACCAUGACCACUCUGGGCUACGGGGACAUGUACCCCGAGACGUGGUCGGGGAUGCUGGUGGGUGCGCUGUGCGCCCUGGCGGGGGUGUUGACCAUCGCCAUGCCUGUGCCCGUCAUUGUCAACAACUUUGGCAUGUACUACUCACUGGCCAUGGCUAAGCAGAAGCUGCCCAAGAAAAAGGGCAAGCACAUCCCCCGGCCCACCAUGCCAGGCUCGCCCAACUACUGCAAGCCCGACGCCCUCGCCCUGGCCACUGCCUCGCCCCAUAGGAUCCUGGGUAAUGUAUUCGGCGAGGUGAUCUGGUCCGGAGGCCUUGACUGCCCCCUCGCUCAAGAGGUCACAGAGAUCAACCGAGAGUCCAAGCAGAACGGCGACGCGGCCGCUGCGGUCCUGGCGAACGAGGACUGCCCCACCAUUGACCAGGUGCUGUAUCCGGAGCGAGAGGGCGCCCGAACCACACGGGAACGCUACCAGCAGGACCGUGCUUGCUUCCUGCUCAACACCAGGGAAUUCCGUGCCACAGAUGGGAAUGUGCGGAAAGUGUUAAGUUUCUAGCAUCGGCCUUUUCUCUGAAGACAUACUGAGUCAGUUAAUCAGAAAUUAUCGGAGAGAGCCACUUUACCAAGACGUGUGACACAGAUGGACAGUUAAAAGGAGGAUCUUUGGUGUGACGAGCAAUACCGGAGGGGAAUCAAGAUGAACAUUAGGUUGGAUCUUUAUGUGCUGUUUCCAAAGCAGCCUCUUGGCAACUCCGACCACCCUUUUGAAGACUGUCCAACAGAUCACAAUAACUGACUGAGCAUUGCAGAGAAAAGGACUCCUACUGCAACAUUCCAGAAGAUGUUAUAUUGCGACGCUCAACCAUCUCAUACAGUAACAAAUAACCGACUGCCGUGCUGAUCUACUGAGUAACUUAGAGAAUCCAUGAAUUAUCACUCACCUAUACACGAGGGAGCAGGUCUAACUGACUUUGUAGCACCUCUGCUAACACUGUAGCAUUUGUUGGUAGGGAAAUUAUUGUCAUGACCUUAUCCAUCAACAGUUUGAACAGAGUGAUGUGAAAAUACGCACCGAAAUCUCAACUUUACAUGCCUUUUUCCUCUUGUGUUACUUACCUUUACAAGAAAUUAUUGUACAUGAGAGACAAAGACAGGUUCCACCUCAAAUGUUUAUUUGUAAAAUGUGUAACAACAACUAAACCGGUUAAAUGAACAGAGAACUGAAUUUAGACAUGUCUGUUCUCCCACCUCAUGAGUUCAUGACUUGUGGAGUUAAAGGCUUGAAUGAUAACCAAUCUCUAUGUAUUCCAUUCAAUUUGGAACAAUGAUCCCAGGACACCAACAUAUGUACUUAUUACACUAUGAUACAGUGCAUACUGUAUGUCGAUGACAAUACCAAAUGGAUGUAGCAUCAACCGAGAACCUAUUAGUACUAUAUAUAUAUAUAUAUAUAUAUAUAUAUAUACACAAAAGUAUGUGGCCUUCCCUUCAAAUUAGUGGAUUCGGCUAUUUCAGCUACACCUGUUGCCAACAGGGGUAUAAAAUAAAGCACACAGCCAUGCUAUAGCCAUCUAUAUAGCCAUCUCUAUAGCCAUCUCUAUAGCCAUCUCUAUAGACAUCUCUAUAGCCAUCUCUAUAGCCAUCUCUAUAGACAUCUCUAUAGACAUUGGCAGUAGAAGGGCCUUACUGAAGAACUGUGACUUUCAACGUGGCACCAUCAUAGGAUGUGAUCUUACCAACAUGUCAGUUUGUCAAAUGCCCUGCUAGAGCUACCCUGGUCCACUAUAAGUGCUGUUGUUGUGAAGUGGAAACAUCUAGGUGCAACAACAGCUCGGUGGUAGGCCACAGAACGGGACCGCCGAGUGCUGAAGCGCAUAAAAGUCAUCCUCAAACACUCAGUACCAAGUUCCAAACUGCAUCUGGGAAAGGGGAUACAUAGUCAGUUGUACCACUGAAUGCAUUCAACUGAAAUGUCUUCAGCAUUUAACCCAACCACUCUGAAUCAGAGAGGUUUGGGGGGGCUGCCAUAAUCAACAUCCACGUCUUCAGCACCCAGGGAACACUGGGUUAACUGCCUUUCUCAGGGGUGGAACAACAGAUUUUUACCUUGUCAGCUCAGGGCUUCAAUCCAGCAACCUUUCGGUUACUGGCCCAACGCUCUAACCACUAGGCUACCUGCCGCCCAUCUGGAAGCAAUGUCUGCACAAGAACUGUUCAUCGGGAGCUUCAUGAAUUGGGUUUCCUUGGCCGAAUGGCCGCACACAAGCCUAAGAUCAACAUGCACAGCUGGAGUGGUGUAAAGCCAUUGGACUCUGGAGCAGUGGAAACACAAGAAUCAUGCUUUGCAUCUCGCAGUCCAACAGACUGGCUUUGGCGGAUGCCAGGAAAACGCUACCUGUCCCAAUGCAUAGUGCCAACUGUAAACUUUGGUGAAGGAGGAAUAAUGGUCUGGGGCUGUUUUUCAUGGUUUGGGCUAGACCCCUUAGUUCCAGUGACGGGAAAACAACGCUACAGCAUACAAUGACAUUCUAGAUGAUUCUGUGCUUCCAAGACACUGGCCCGUGCACUAAGCGAGGUCCAUACAGAAAGUGUUUGUCGAGAUCGUUGUGGACGAAUUUGACUAGCCUGCACAGAGCCCUGACCUCAACCCCAUCGAACACUUUUGGGAUGAAUUGGAAAGCCGACUGUGAGCCAGGCCUAAUCGCCCAACAUCAGUGCCCGACCUCACUAAUGCUCUUGUGGCUGAACGGAUGCAAGUCCUCAGUAAUGUUCCAACAUCUAGCGGAAAGCCUUCCCAGAAGAGUGGAGGCUGUUAUAGCAGCACUGUUCCAACAUCUAGUGGAAAGCCUUCCCAGGAGAGUGGAGGCUGUUAUAGCAGCACUGUUCCAACAUCUAGUGGAAAGCCUUCCCAGAAGAGAGGAGGCUGUUAUAGCAGAAAUGUUCCAACAUCUAGUGGAAAGCCUUCCCAGAAGAGUGGAGGCUGUUAUAGCAGCAAUGUUCCAUCAUCUAGUGGAAAGCCUUCCCAGAAGAGUGGAGGCUGUUAUAGCAGGGGUUGGGACAACUCCAUGAUUUUGGAAUGCGAUGUUCCACAUACUUUUGGUCAUGUAGUGGUUUCCCCCUAGAAAAAAUGGUUAAACAAGACUGUAUGACCAGCCUAUAAAGUAACAGCAGCCCAUACUGUUAUGGGAUGAACAUUCCAUAUAUCUAGAGCAAAGCUUUGAACUGCCUUUGGUACCUUGGCUAUCGCCUUGCUUUCGUACAAAAGUACAAGUAAGAAAUGCCAUUAAUGUAUAUAACAGAGGUAAUUGCUGAGUAUUUUUUUUUAACGGAUUGAAUUGACUUAUUUAUUACAAUUACAUUCUUCUUGAACAAAAACCCUUAAUGCACAUGUAUGACAGAUCCUGCUAUCGGUCACUAGAAAUGGACUAACUACAGCUCAAGUCAAUCAGCUCAAGUGGAGCACAGACUGACUGAGGUCAAGUCCCAUACAGAGACCUGCCAACAGCGGGAUUACGGUUCUAACUUAACUACAGCACAGAGGACGUCUCCACAAUAAGGACACCUUGAAGUCCCAUCAAAAUGUGUCCGGUGGUGGAAUAAGGUCUCUGCUGGUGUUUUUGCAAGAACCAAACAUGCACUUGUUACUAUUAUUCCAGAUGCAUAUAUACUGCCAAUGAGGAAAAUAUGACCCCUAAUGCUUAUACUGCCCCCGUCUCUCUCGUUUCCCUUGCUGCCAAUCAAUGAUCAAUGACUGCAUUAGGGGUCAAGCUUCUAACAAGAUAGGGAUGGCCCUCCAAAGGAGACCAUUUCAUAAAGGAAAACCGAGGACCAAUGGACCAAGGAAAAUACAAAGGUGGGGGUGUGUACAAAGAGAACAAAUGUAUAUUUUGAUAAACUAUCCAUGGCUUCAGAUGGAGAAAACGAGGCAAAAAAAAUGCUAUUUGGAAAAUCAGUUGCAAAUGUCUGUUAAUAUUAUAAAGAUCUAUAUCGGAAACUGGUUUUGCAAGAAGUAAAGAGGGAAAGGUGAAGGAAUAAUAUACGAAAAUUACUUUUUUGGAAAGGUGAUGUGGUGGGUGGACAUUAGUAUCUGUGUUCCAACAGGAAAGAGAAUAAUGGACUCGUGAGUGAGAAAAGAUGUGGGGAUGGCCAGAGUGGGUGGACACUGAGAUUUCAACAAAUGAACUUUGUUUACCAGCAUGUUUACUCUGCAUGACUUUCUUUUCUGCAAGCCUUUAGUUGAAGACAAGGG
Messenger RNA from Oncorhynchus kisutch (coho salmon), 5494 nucleotides. Its product is annotated as potassium voltage-gated channel subfamily C member 1-like. Gene Ontology annotation, cellular component: dendrite membrane; postsynaptic membrane; axon terminus. Lineage: Eukaryota; Metazoa; Chordata; Actinopteri; Salmoniformes; Salmonidae. Bases 92 to 1801 code for a protein of 569 amino acids. The transcript has 4 exons. The record is from RefSeq and is a predicted model, not a curated record. Gene Ontology annotation, biological process: protein homooligomerization; potassium ion transmembrane transport; action potential. Gene Ontology annotation, molecular function: protein binding; delayed rectifier potassium channel activity.